AGCUUUAGUCGUUUUAUUCUCUUUGCAGAAAUAUCUUCAACUAUCUUUACAUGGUUCAUUGCUAACAUAACAGACAUAAAUACCUAAAAAAUGAAAAAUCUUAUUUUCUUUCUGUACGCGAUUCUGGUGCCCAGUUUAAACGCUAUCCCCGUAGAUGUCAUCCAGAGAAAUAUUCCAGUAGAAGUGAGGUAUGACCAGAUCCUCCCAGGAAUUGUAUCCAGGGAGCAAGUUCUAAUGCACGGAAGAAGGAACUUAGAUGCAAAGGUGCAAUUAUCUUCAGACGAACUGCCUCAGGUAUUGAAACAUUUACCGAUUCCACUUGAAUCUGAUCUCGUUCCUGAAAUUGUUAGCGAGGAAAAAGUUCAGGUGGCAUCAGAAGUCGAAAACAAUGCAGUUAAAUCUUUAAUUCAACCUGAAGAUCAAGAAAGUGUUGAAGUUCUUCCCGAAAAACCUAUUGAUUUACCAAUAGAGGUUCCAGAGACACCUUUCGUGAAAUCUUUAUUAGCCCCAGAACCACUUAGCGAUUCGAACACUGUUCUGCAAAAAGCAGCUCCAAAACCUGCCCAGACCUUAGACAGUGUCUUACAAGAAACUCAGAACAUCAUCAGAGUUGGUCUUAAGAAUUUGAGAGACUCUUUCAAACCAAACAAAGGCGAAUUGGGUCCCACUGCUGAACAAUGGGCUACGUUGGAGAAACAAGUUGACGAAUACUUCUCAGAAGAAAAGCACAAACUCGCUAUUAGACAAUCUCAACCAGUAGAAGGUGGAUCUACAGCAGCACCAGUAGCCCAACAGCCUCAAAAUAACUGGGUCCAGAAUAUCGUUAAUGGAAUUAAUGGAAUUGCUAGUAACUUUGUCCAGAGUAUACAGAGUAUAGGAAGUGCUACUAGUGGUGGAGCACAACCUCCCAAUGGACAAGCAGAUGAAGGAGCGGCAGGAGCACCACCAAGUAAUGGAUUCCAAGGAUUCGUUCAGUUUUUCAAUAAUGGCAUAAGCAACAUUGUAUCUACUAUCACAGGUACAAAUAAUAAUCAACCUACGACUUCAAAUAACAACCUUAGUGAUCCUGGAAGCGGUGCCACUCAAGCGCCUGGUAAUGUUAUAGGAGGAUUUUUUGGUACCAUUGUAAGUAAUGUACAAAAUGCUUUUGGCAUUCAACCACCACCACAAGGAGCACAAGGCGAUACUGGGUCACAACAACAAAAUGGACCAGUCCAAGUAAUUCAGUCAGUGGGUAAUGCCAUAUCAAACUUCUUUGGAGGAAAUAGGCCUCCAUCCAAUAGUCAAGGAGAUGAAGGUGCAUCGGCCCAACCAGGAAAUAGCAAUAUAAUUCAAAAUAUUCAAAACGCUAUCCAAAAUAGUCCAUUAAAUCCGUUCAGACCACAAAACGGACAAACUCAGGUCAAUGCAAAUCCAGUUCAACAAGCUGUUCAAAGCAUUGGAACUCAAGUACAACAACUAAUCCCAACUGGAGGAAGUGGAGCUAGUCCACAACCUCAACCAGCUAAUCCAAGCGGUGCUAAGAAUCCUGUAUCUGCUCAAGCUGGUUCUGAAGACUUGAAACCUGUUGAGGCUGUUCCAGUUCUCGAAAUAGAGGAACCAAUUAAGGAAAAUGAAAUCGUUAAAAAACAACUUCCUUUAGAUGUAAAAUAAUAAAUACAAACAAAAAUUACGUCUCUUGACAUUUAUGACUGGUAUUCAAUAAGAAUGAUGUUUUAGUUUUUAAUAUUUAAUUAAUUUAUUUUAAUACACAAAUAAAUGACUGAAAGUCAA
Diabrotica virgifera virgifera (western corn rootworm) is the source of this 1773-nucleotide messenger RNA. RefSeq lists its product as uncharacterized. Lineage: Eukaryota; Metazoa; Arthropoda; Insecta; Coleoptera; Chrysomelidae. The coding region runs from base 91 to 1653 and encodes 520 amino acids. The record is from RefSeq and is a predicted model, not a curated record. The transcript has 9 exons.